Molecule: messenger RNA, 438 nt
Organism: Ipomoea nil (Japanese morning glory)
Lineage: Eukaryota; Viridiplantae; Streptophyta; Magnoliopsida; Solanales; Convolvulaceae
Exons: 1
Coding region: 1-438 (145 amino acids)
Source: RefSeq, a predicted model, not a curated record
AUGGCGGAAUGCAAACCUCUUUCUACUCCUAUAUCUAUUUCGAAAAUUGUUCCCUUUAGUGCUGACUUAUAUGAUGAUCAUACGCAAUACAGGAGCCUGGAUAGAGCACUACAAUAUCUCACUGUUACACGACCUGAUUUAUCCUUUGCGGUUAAUCAGCUUUGUCAGCACAUGCAUGCUCCUAUCACAUCACAUUGGGAGCAACUGAAACAUGUCUUGAGGUAUGUUAAGGGAACAAUUGGGUUUGUGUUGCAUAUACGGAAAUCAAUGUCAAAGGAAAUUCAUGCUUUUUCUGAUUCUGAUUGGGUUGGUUCUCCCGAAGAUCGCAAGUCCACUAGUAGUUUUGCUGUUUUUUGGGGACUAAUCUUAUAUCUUGGGUCUGUAAGAAGCAAAGAACUGUUGCUAGGUCUUCCACUGAGGCAGAAUACAAAGCCAUAG